Messenger RNA from Papilio machaon (common yellow swallowtail), 2770 nucleotides. RefSeq names its product ATP-dependent RNA helicase DHX33 (gene ath). Bases 253 to 2400 code for a protein of 715 amino acids. The record is from RefSeq and is a predicted model, not a curated record. The transcript has 12 exons. Gene Ontology annotation, biological process: positive regulation of transcription by RNA polymerase I. Lineage: Eukaryota; Metazoa; Arthropoda; Insecta; Lepidoptera; Papilionidae. Gene Ontology annotation, cellular component: intracellular anatomical structure; nucleolus. Gene Ontology annotation, molecular function: RNA binding; ATP binding.
ACAUGAAUAAUGCUUUAAAAUUUUAAAAAGCAAUUAAAAGAAAAGGGAUCAAAAGCAUCGUUUACAUACUGCUAGUUUUAUUUCCGUUUAUGCUAUAUUUUUGUAGUGUAAUUUGUACAAUAUGUGCUAUAACCAUAGCGUACUGAAGUUUUGUGAAUAAACAUAACCUUAAAACUAAAAUAAAUUUUUUUAAAAUCCACAAUAAAAUUCGAUAACGACGUAAAGUUAAAGCAUUUAUUUAUAUGGUUUAAAAUGGAUUCAAAAUACGCAGUUCUUGGCAAAGAAAAUAAUAAAAAAAAUUCAAAUGGAAUCAAAGUUAAACGUAUAAAGUUAUGCGUAGAAAACCCAUCAAAACUAAAUGGAAACCACGUUGCCAUCCAACAAGUGGCGGAUCAACGCGAUAUAAAGGAGACAUUUGUUGAAGACUUGAGAGAAACUCGAAAGUCAUUACCUGUGUAUGCUGUAAGAAAUAGGUUAUUAGAAGAAAUAAAAAAGAACAACACAAUGAUACUCAUUGGAGAAACAGGCAGUGGAAAAACUACACAAGUACCACAACUAAUACAUGAACAACGUCUUGAAGGAUCAGGUUCUAUUGCAGUUACGCAGCCCAGGAGAGUAGCCGCUAUAACCUUGGCCAUGCGUGUUGCCGCAGAAAUGAAUACUGAAAUAGGAUCAAUUGUUGGGUAUUGUGUUAGGUUUGAAGAUGUAACAAGUGUGAGGACCAAAGUAAAGUAUUUAACAGAUGGCAUGAUGCUAAGAGAAGCUGUGGCUGACCCAUUAUUGAAAAGGUACUCAUUUAUAAUAUUGGAUGAGGCACAUGAGCGUACUGUAAAUACUGAUGUCUUAUUUGGAAUUGUUAAAUUAGCUCAAAAAGAAAGAAAUGAAAAGAAACUUCUACCUUUAAAGGUGAUAAUUAUGUCGGCAACAAUGGAUGUGGAUUCAUUUAAGAAUUAUUAUGAUGAAUGUCCAGUUAUUUAUUUGGAAGGUAGAGCACAUCCGGUAACAAUAUAUCAUACUAAAAUGAAACAUGAAGAUUAUCAGUACGCAGCACUGUGUACAAUAUUCCAACUCCAUGCAACUUCACCAGCCAACCAUGAUUUUCUUGUAUUCCUCACUGGACAGGAAGAGAUUGAAACUCUGAUGAGCAAUAUUAAACAAAUUGCCAAGGAAUCAUCAGGACCACUAAUAAGGGUGUGUCCCCUGUAUGCCGGUCUUCCUGCUGCCAAGCAAUUACAAGUAUGGAAGAAAACACCACCUGGAAUGAGAAAAAUUGUGUUGGCAACUAAUAUUGCUGAGGCAUCUGUGACUAUACCACAAAUCAAAUGUGUCAUUGAUACUGGUUUCGUGAAGGAAAGAACUUGGUGUACAUCAACUGGUGCGGAACGGCUGCGAGUUGGGCCAUGCUCACAAGCGGCGGCGUGGCAACGGGCGGGUCGCGCGGGACGUACCGCGCGUGGUGCUGCUUACCGCCUCUAUACAGAGACGGACUUCGGUGCCAGGAAACCACACAACGUCCCAGAAAUAGUGAGAUGUCCUCUCGCUUCAACUAUAUUAUUGCUAAUAGCAUCAGGAUUUGAUCCUCUUACAUUUCCAUUAAUUGAUCCACCGCCCGAAGAAUCUGUUAAAGCAUCUUUAUUGUUACUUAAGGAAUUAGGUGCUAUUGAAAAUGAAGCAAAUCCAAAGUUGACUGUUCUUGGAAAAAAAAUGACAGCUUUCCCGAUUGAUCCAAAAUACGCUAAGAUAUUAUUAAGUGCUCCGGAAUAUGACUGCUUAGAUGAGGCAUUAAGUUUGGUGGCAGUUUUAUCAAGUGAGAAUGUAUUUCAUUUGCCAAUUCACAAAAGGGAAGAAGCAUUGAAAGUAAAGCAAAAAUUUGUAUCAACAUUAGGAGAUCAUAUUACACUAUUAAAUGUUUUUAAAGCAUUUUGUAAAGCACCUCUUAAAAAGCAAUGGUGUAAGGAGAACUAUCUAAAUCACAAAAAUUUGGCCUACGCAUUUGAUGUGAGGCAACAACUUCUAGCUAUCUGUCAAAGACUUAACAUGACGGUAACAAGUUGUGGGGCUGCGUUAGAUCAGUUAUUAAAAUGUCUACUGAGCGGUUUAUUUACGAACUGCGCGUGGUUGCGCAGUGUUGUGGGCGGGGCGGGCGGGGCGGGCGGGGCGAGGUACGCUACGGGGUCGGGCGCGGCUGCGGGGCUGCACCCUGCGGGCGUGCUGCACUCGCUGCGCCCCGCCCCGCCCGCACUGCUCUACACCGAGCUGCUGCACACGCGCCGACCCUACCUCGUCACAGUGUCAGUUAUACAACCGCAGUGGCUGCAUCAGGUCGCACCCGACUACACGAGACGUUGCCGGGCUAGCAGAACUUGUCCCGAAUCUAUUUUUAAACCAACAGAUACGUAGAUGUUUAAAUAUUACCAGAAAUGGAAUUUACAAACUUUAAAACAGCAAAAUAGAUUUGUCGAGAAAUGGAUUUCAUUAAAUUGUUGUGUUUUUUGUGCCUUUAUUUUAGUCAUGUGCUAGCGUUGGAUUGUUUGUAAAUUGAAUUAAUGUAAAAAAUUAAGCUGUAUCAAUAUGCUGUGUAUUAUAUUAGUCCCAUAAUGUUGUAAAUAAUAAUUACUCUUGUUUUGACCAACUUAUAAGAGAUAAAUGUUAUAGCCAUUUUGUAUCUAUGUAUUUAUGUAUGUAUAUACCGCUGUAACUUUUGGUAGCCGUUUUGCUUGACCGAUUUGAAUGCAUUCAUAUGAAUUCGUAUUCCUCAGAAAGUUAAUUG